GAGAGAGAAGUGACAGUCGAGAUAGAGCGGUGAGCACAAAGAACGUCUCAGUCGGCGCUGAGCCAUUGCCUCAGCAAGUCUCGCCAACAAGUUGCAGAUCUAGUUAUCAGACAGUUACGAAGAGAGCUGAUACCAACAUGAGACUGUACGGUGAUCCCUCGGUAAUCGUCCUCCUGACGAUCCUCGCAUUUACCCGGAUCUCGAUCGCAGUACGCGUCACGCAAACCUCCGGUAGGAAGAACGACCUGGACACUGAUCAAACAGCGGCAUCUUCCUUCUGGUCUCCUACCCUCAAGACCAGCAACCUCUUCGACGAUGCCGCGAACUUUUUCCCCUCGAGCCACGGUCUGGUGCAAACUCACCCGACCGGAAAUGUGUUUCGAAGUGGAUUCGGUGGCAUCGAUAACCUUGGUAGCCGAGGGGUGACUGUCAGGCCACCAAGGACGAGACCACUUGACUACAGCGAACGAGCCACCGCUGAACUUAGACGAAAUCCGGCGCUUUCAUCCCCUGACGAGUGUGCCAGAGCUUGUCGCGAAAACGAACCUCCCAGGAUAUGCUACUAUCACUUCACCCUCGAAUACUACACGGUCCUUGGAGCCGCGUGUCAAAUUUGCACCCCUAACGCGACUAACGUCGUCUGGAGCGACUGUCAGUGUGUCUUGGCAGAUGGUGUGGAAAGAGGUAUUCUAACAGCUAACAGAAUGGUACCUGGGCCUAGUAUCCAGGUAUGUCAGGGUGACAAGGUCGUGAUCGACGUAGAGAACCAUAUCGAAGGUAUGGAAGUUACCAUUCACUGGCACGGUGUGUGGCAAAGAGGAAGUCAGUACUACGAUGGCGUGCCAUUUGUUACACAGUGUCCCAUUCAAGAAGGUAGCACGUUCAGGUACCAAUGGAUGGCAGGAAACGAAGGAACACACUUCUGGCACGCCCACACUGGCCUCCAAAAGAUGGACGGUCUUUACGGAAGCAUCGUAGUACGUCAACCACCGAGCAAAGACCCCAAUAGCCAUCUUUACGACUACGAUCUGACUACCCACGUAGUUCUUAUUAGCGAUUGGUUCCACGAAAACGCGGCCGAACGUUUCCCUGGACGUCUCGCUGUUAAUACGGGUCAAGCACCUGAAAGUGUGCUGAUCAACGGAAAAGGACAAUUUAGGGAUCCCAAUACAGGUUUCAUGACGAACACGCCAUUGGAAGUGUUCACCAUAACUCCGGGCCGUCGUUAUCGCUUCAGAUUGAUCAAUUCCUUCGGGUCAGUUUGUCCAUCUCAGAUCACCUUCGAAGGCCACACUCUGACCGUGAUCGCAACCGAUGGCGAAGCCGUGCAACCGGUCAACGUGGAGACGAUCAUUUCGUUCUCUGGCGAACGAUACGAUUUCGUUAUAAAUGCGGAUCAACCGGUCGGCGCUUAUUGGAUUCAAGUUCGUUCGCUCGGCGAGUGCGGAAUUCCGCGUGCCCAACAGUUGGGUAUAUUGCGUUACGCGCGUGGACCAUACCAACCGACAACCACGGCGCCCACUUACGAUUUUGGUCUUCCACAGGGUGUUGUGUUGAAUCCUCUGGACGCAAUUUGCAAUCGCGACCGCGUGGAUGCGAUCUGCGUCAGCCAGCUGAAGAACGCCCGUCAAGUUGAUCAAGGAAUUCUCCAACAGCGUCCUGACGUGAAAAUAUUCUUGCCAUUCCGUUUCCUCUUCUACAGGCCAGAAGAAGUCUUCCAGCCGCAAACCUAUAAUCGAUUCUUAGUCGCUCCGACCGGAGAUCAUGUAAUCUCUCUGGUGGAUGAAAUCUCGUUCACGUUUCCGCCGGCGCCUCCGCUUUCGCAAAUCGACGACAUCCCGCCCGAACAAUUCUGCAACGGGGACAACAGACCAGCUGACUGCGGAGCUAACUGCAUGUGCACCCAUCAGGUCGAUAUCCCGCACAAUGCGGUCGUCGAAGUGGUUCUCGUCGAUGAAGUACAACAACCGAAUCUUUCGCACCCGUUCCACUUGCAUGGUUACGCGUUCAACGUGAUCGGUAUCGGUCGUUCGCCCGACAAGAACGUGAAGAAGAUUAAUCUGAAACACGCGUUGGAUCUCGACAAGAGGGGUCUUCUCAAUCGACAGUUCAAUCUACCACCUGCCAAGGACACUAUUGCUAUUCCAAACAACGGCUACGUCAUUUUCCGCUUCCGUGCGGAUAAUCCUGGAUACUGGCUGUUCCAUUGCCACUUCCUAUUCCACAUACUUAUCGGAAUGAAUCUGAUUCUCCACGUCGGAACGCACGCUGAUCUUCCACCGGUGCCGCCGAAUUUCCCAAGAUGCGGGGACCAUUUACCGCCCAUAACACCGCCCUCGCUAUCGUUGGACUCGUUUCACUGAUCGAUCUUGAAGAAAGUCAAAAGCAAAGGAAAUCGAGGCGGUCCAAAGCAUACACGAUAUUCUUAGCGUAUUCCUGUAAAGUAGUCACGGUAUGCUGUAGCGAAACCAUUUCGUAAUUUCUUCCUUUCGUCGGGUCGUUCGUCGAGGAUCGUUUCGCAGUGAGAGAGAGAAAAAAAAGAGAAACAGAGACAACUGAAGAGUUAUCCUCGAAAACGAGGCGCAAAGACAACAGACGGUAGAACGAGUGUUUUUGAUCAGACACGGUAAAUAUACCGCUUUUGGUGCCGCGACACCGAUCGUUCCCGAACGACGAUUACGACUCUGCGUUGGCAACAGUCGAUAUUUAUUAAGUACCGGAUGCUUUAUUCAACUAACUUGCGUCAAAUCUCUUCAAUUCGGCGACUUUAAUCAACCGUAUUUAAUUGGCCGGCAUCCUUCGUACGGUGUAAAGCAUCCGGACAAAUUAUGUAGGUACUCGCGAAUGUUACUAACAUUUGUAACUCUGUAAAUAAUGUAGAAAUAGUCGUUACAUUUAACGAGACAUUAACGGGGAGUGUUGGGGUAAAAAGAAAAAAAUGAAAAAGAUAAACAGAUAUAACGCGCGGUGGAAUCUGCGAGACAAUGUGCAGCGAAGACCUUUCACCGUGAGACGGUCGAUCGGUGAUCAUUAGAGAAACGCUGUUUAAGGAAACUCGAUCCGUUCGAUCCAGAUGAUCGUGGCCGCUUCUCGGACCAGAUCCGACGAUGUAACGCUUCGGUUAGUUGGAUCGAAUCCAGGUUCCUAAAGUGGCCUUAGUUAGGGAGAAAAUUCGUGCUCGUAAUUAGAGCAUGCUGCUUUCGUUCUUGUCCUUGUCGGCCAUUCGAUUACGGCAAUUAGAGUGAACAGAAGUAAGCAACAACGAAAAGGUAACGAGAAGGAAAUAUUUAGUUAUUGCCUAAUGUGUAAAUGAGAAAAAAGAAAAGUGAAAAAAAAAAAAGGUAUUCUUAGAGAUUAGUGUCAAGGAAGACGGGAGAGGUGUCAAAGAGAUUCCCGACGUAGCCGUGGCGGUAAAAUGCGUUCCAUUCGGUAUUUCCAUUCACCCUUACGAAACACGCGCGCCAGGUUACGUUGUUCUUUUAUAUUUUUUUUUAUUCUCUCUAGAUCGAUUUAACGAUUCCAUUCACUAUUUAUUUGCUCACCGGGAAAUUUCAAUGCGAAAACAUCACUCUUUGAUGUACACUCGUGUCGUGUUCACUAGAGAUGGGAUCGAGUUUACUUGAAAUCUGACCUGACAUUCCAUUUCAUACAUUUGCAAAGUAUUUCAUAUUUACAAUAGCGUAAUUUCAAAAUUAACAAAAUAGUAACUCGAUGAACUUGCAUUCCAUCUUUAGUAUUGACACACGAUCGUCGUGCCGGAACAUAGACGAGUGAUCGAUUGGCGAAGUCAAACAUUUAAUCAACAAGUCCUUUAUUCCUUUUGUACGAGAGUCAAUGAAGUUUGAUCGUGUAACCCUCGAACGCGGCGAACUUUGUCGCACGCCCCUUUUACACAUAUACAUUCGCACAUAUGCAUAGUUGUACGUUUAUUCAUGGUGCCUCCGUUUUCUUUAUCACGAGUGGAGAAAUACGUUAAACGAUUACUCGCAAACUCACAAUACACGAACGCUUUAGCAAGCUCGACCGUACAGCGAUCGUGGCAAGGUGCAAGUUCACUCAAGAUCCUUGCACCGGCUCGCGAAUCGCGCUUUGUAGAUAAUAACCCCCCAUUUUUUUGGUUGAUUUCGUUGAAUACGCUCGAGACGGAGCCGUUAAAACACGAAAUACUCGAUCGCGACGAUUCGUGGUUCAGCGACGCAACGACGAGGCUAACGAGCGAAAUGUUGUUGGUGCACGCUUGUCCUUUAACGUGUCGUCUUAUUGUUCUCACGAUUCACCUCGAUGUCGGCAUAAUUUAUUUUAUGGAAUUUAUGGCGAGGAAGUGCCACGUUCGAAACGACAUCCGGGGGAAAUUCUCCCUGGUAUCGUUUGCGGAUAAAACGUGUACAUUUAAUUGUCGGUUAACCGAGACACGAGAAUCGAUUCUUGCUUUCGAGGAUCGUCGAGGAUUUAUGUUUUAAUUGGACAGCUUUGCUUUUGCCGGAACAACGAGACCACGUUCUGGUGUAUCGUCGGUGGUGAUAGGUUUCACAGGCUAAGUAGAACGUGCCUGUCGUUAGUCAGACGUUCGUUAAGUCGAUCGUUAAUUAUUUUUAAAGACAUCCCCUUCAUUGUAUUUAACGUUAUCGCGAAUUUUCUUUACCUUUGCUUAAUUUAUUUCCCUUCAUUCUUUUUCAACCAUGAGCCUUUCUAUAUUUUUCCUUCGAAAAUCAUAUGGAUCCUUCGUGUUUUAUUUAAAAAGUAAAAAGAAUGUCUGUAAUCAUUUAUUACAGAGUGUAAUUAUUAAUAUAACGAUACGCCUCUAAGAGAUUCGAACGUUAUCGUCCACGAACAGAGAUGAGUAUUCGUGUUUUUGUACAGGUAGUAUUUAAGCGAGUAAUUCGCGUAUACUCCGUUAUCAGAUAAAGAUGUACAUUUAAUAAUAAAUUUGUUUUUAAAAAUUCCUCUACCAUUUCGCGUUUGAAGAGAACCAUAAAAUCCCUUUCUUCCUUUUAUAUCGUAAAAGGAGACUGACUUGACUUUCUAAAAAUGUCACGAGUAAGUACCGUACUAGAGAUUAGAGUACUGUUAUCAUUUACGUUAACAA
Messenger RNA from Osmia bicornis bicornis, 5086 nucleotides. Its product is annotated as L-ascorbate oxidase-like. The record is from RefSeq and is a predicted model, not a curated record. Gene Ontology annotation, cellular component: plasma membrane. The transcript is spliced from 10 exons. Gene Ontology annotation, biological process: iron ion transport. Gene Ontology annotation, molecular function: oxidoreductase activity; copper ion binding. NCBI's taxonomy places the organism in Eukaryota, Metazoa, Arthropoda, Insecta, Hymenoptera, Megachilidae. Bases 138 to 2363 code for a protein of 741 amino acids.